Dendrobium catenatum is the source of this 782-nucleotide messenger RNA. RefSeq lists its product as uncharacterized. The record is from RefSeq and is a predicted model, not a curated record. The transcript has a single exon. NCBI's taxonomy places the organism in Eukaryota, Viridiplantae, Streptophyta, Magnoliopsida, Asparagales, Orchidaceae. The coding region runs from base 68 to 565 and encodes 165 amino acids.
UCUACUUUAUUAUACAAUGAAGAAGGGUUAACACAAGCCUAACAUUUCUCCCUCUACGCGCAAAUCCAUGUCUCCUCUCCUCCUCCUGCCCCUCAUCCUCUUCGCCGCUGCCGGCGCAAUUGCCAACAUUUCCGAUGAUACCUCCUCUGUCUACGAUGCCCUCCAAUCUUACAAUUUCCCCAUCGGCCUCCUUCCAAAGGGGGCUGUUGGAUACGACCUAGACAACAGCACAGGAGAUUUCUUAGUCUACUUCAAUGGGACCUGCAGUUUCUCGCUUGAGGGAUCAUACCAGCUAGGAUACCAGUCGUCCAUUUCCGGCCGGAUAUCAACAAACCGCCUCAGCAACCUUAAGGGUGUCCGCGUCAAGGUCGUUUUUUUCUGGAUCAACAUUGUCGAGGUCGUCCGAAAUGGAGACGAGCUCGAAUUCUCUGUCGGGAUCGCCUCGGCUAACUUCGCGAUCAAUAACUUUGUCAUUUCUCCUCAGUGCGGCUGCGGAUUAAAUUGCAAAAGCCUCGGUAAUCGUUCCAAAGAGGGCUAUCUGGUGAUAUUGAAGUCCGCCGUCUAAUGAAUUUGUCAUGUUGGUCAUCUACACUUCUCCCUCGUAUUGCUUUAGGUUUCUAGGGCUCAAUGUAUGGUGAAGGUUCUUCAUUAUUAACUUAAAUCCUUAAAUAUUAAUAUUUCUAGUUAAUUAUCAAUUAUUAGGAUAUCAGUCCUCAAAAUAUCGUGGAUUAAGACGAUGUUAUAAUGACGUCAACGAAGUAGGAUAGAAAUUUCAUUUAACU